CCAUAAUAUGCCUAUUUACUCUCAAGCAUAAUUUGCAUACUUUUCCUAGAUCUAUUGAAGUGAAGAUGGGCGAUCUUGUCUUGGGUCCUAUUGUUGAUGCCACCAUAUCCAAGGUGAUUUCAGUUGCUACUGAGCAAAUCAACCUUGCAGUCAGUUGGAAGGCAGAGCUCAGAAGACUUUGCAAGAAGUUGACCAUGAUUCGUGCUGUGUUGCAAGAUGCAGACAGAAGGCAAGUUGGAGACUCAGCUGUGAAGCUUUGGCUUGAGAACCUCAGAGACGUGGCUCGUGAGGCUGAGGAUGUUGUGGAUGAGGUUGUUUAUGAAAGACUGAAACAGGAGGUAUGGAUUCAAAAGCAAAUGAGGAAGAAGGUCUGUCUCUUCUUUACUUUCUCCAAUCCUUUCAUAUUUCGUCUCAAGAUGGCUAAUAAGAUCAAGAAUCUUAUUGCUUCUAUAGUUGAGAUUAAUGAGGAGGCCAAACAAUUUGGACUUCAGUCCAGAAAUGCUACCCAUGAAUCUAGAAGCAACCCUCAAACAGCAUACUCCUUUCCUAGUUAUUGUCCUAGAGUCAUAGGAAGAGAGAAUGAUGUGUCAAAAAUAGUUGACUUGUUGAUUGAUCCAAAUAAUGAGGAGUCCCUUUCUGUUAUAUCUGUAGUGGGUAUGGGGGGUCUAGGAAAAACCACCUUAGCAAAAUCAGUGCAAAAUCAUGAGAAAAUAGUGAGGAAUUUUGGUAAAACAAUUUUCAUUUGUGUGUCUGAAGUCUUUGAUGUCAAAAAAAUCCUAAAAGAGAUGUUAGAAUCUCUCACCAAAGAGGGUUGUUCAAUUGAAAAUGAGCCUAUCAUAGUGGGAAAAAUACAAGAUGAGUUAAAAAAUGAAAACUGUCUACUAAUCUUAGAUGAUGUGUGGAAUGAGGAUAGAAUGAAGUGGGAAACCUUAAGGGGUUGUUUGUUAGAAAUAACUAAAAAUAAAGUAAGUAGAAUGGUUGUGACAACUCGAAGUGAAAAUGUAGCAUCUAUAAUGGGAGCACUUGGAGAACACAUGUAUCAUCUUGAAGGACUAAAAGAUGAAGAGUGUUGGUCUAUAAUAAAGCAGAGAGCAUUCGGAGGUUCUUCAGUGCUGGAUCUGGAGUUGGAAGCGAUUGGAAGGCAGAUCGCUAAAAAAUGUAAAGGUGUACCCUUAGUUGCCAAUGUCAUUGGGGCUAGUCUGAGUAAUCAAAGGGAUAGGGGUGAAUGGGUGUCAGUUAACAAUAGUUUGAGUUCACUGGAAGAUGAUAGGCGGACAUGGACUGUUCGAGUUUUACAGUUGAGUUUUGAUCGCCUACCUAACACAACAUUGAAGCAAUGUUUUGCCUUUUGUUCCAUUUUCCCCCAGGAUUGGGAAAUUGAAAAGGAGAUGUUAAUUCAACUUUGGAUGGCUGAAGGCUUUCUUCAACCAUCACAGGGAAGUUCUAUGGAGGAUAUUGGUAACAAGUAUUUCAAUGACUUGUUGUCAUAUUGUUUGUUUCUAGAGGAAGAAAGAGAUUCAACUGGAAAGAUUAUGUCAUGCAAAAUGCAUGAUUUAAUUCAUGAUCUUGCCACUUACAAUUCAAAAUUUGAAACACUUAUUUUGAAAGCUGGUUCAGAGAGCAACAUUGCACAUGUUCGGCAUUUGAAUCUCGUUGAUGCUGAGGAAAUAGUGCCUACAAAUUUAGCAGAGGUGGCUGGAAAACUACACUCCUUAUUUCUCAGAGGUGAUAUUUUGGGCAAGAUGCCAGAUAGCUUCAAAAGGUUACGCAUUCUUAGCUUUGGAAUAGGUAGCCUUUGGAGAAUUGAUAUUGGGCAGUUGCCAACUUGGAUCGGCAAGAUGAAGCAUUUGAGGUAUCUAGACAUUUCAAGCACCAACAUUAAAGAACUCCCCCAGUUUAUCAUGGAGUUGUAUAGUUUGCAGACACUGAGGUUCAUGUGGUGUUUUCAGAUUGUAAAACAGCCAGAAGGGGUGGAAAACUUAGUCAGCUUGAGACACAUUUAUUUCAAUGGAAAAAAUUGUAUGCCACUCAGAAUUGGUAGGCUAAAGGGUCUUCAAACGUUGCAGUUAUUUGUUGUCGGUCCACAAGAGGGAAGUCGAAUUGAGGAAUUGGGAUGCUUGAACCAACUUGGAGGUAAAUUAAGGAUAUGUGAUCUAGAGCAUGUUGAAAACUACUCAGAAGCCGAGAAAGCAAAUCUUUCGGGAAAGAUUGGACUUUAUAAGUUGAGUUUGGAAUGGACAGAAAGAAAUACAGAAGAAUGUAAUCAUGAUGAAGAUGUGUAUAUUUUAUUAAACCUCAGCUUCUGUAAAAACUUCCCAUCCAUCACUAAGUUUAUCCUCACCAUCACCAUAUUAGUAAGCACAUUUAUCUUUUCGUCAAUUCAGAUUUCAAAGCAACACCUGAAAUCAAAUUUGUCAAUUUAUAUGGUAGUCCCUCGAAGUUCCAUUUUUUUGCAGGGCAAUACAUGAGUAAUACUUCUAGAACGUAGCCUUAAAACUCAGUGUCACUCUGUAAAUUGAAGCAGAAGAAGGAAUUAUGUCAUACAUGACUUUUAAGGCAUGGAACCUUAAGUGGUAAUAGAUUAUAUUCUUUUCAUGAGGAAGUCACUUGACAAAGCAAAAAUGUAUCAAGUAUGCCUUCUAGAUCAUUUAAAAGUCUUAUUUAAGCAUUAGUGCUUUACAUUUGAGCAUAUAUAGUCUUUCCAACUGAGUACUAUCAUACAUUUUAUUUGUUUGAGAAUUAAUUUUGUGUAUUGUAGUUGUUCACUGUUCAGUAUCUCAUUCAUUAAGCCACAAGGCCUUUUAGAAGUAAGUUAAGGAGAAUAGCAGAUACAAAGUAGCUUAUGGACUUUGAUGAAGGUCUGUUAGUGUAAAAGUAAUUCUCAACUUAAAAUUCAUCUAAAAUGAAUAUGCUUUUGUUAUUUGCUCCACUUAUGACUUGUACAGUUUAUCAUAAAGUUCAUUGUUGUUUGUUUGUUUGUUAUCUUCUUCGCUGAUUAUUUGAUAUUAAUUUCUGUUUCUUCAGUUCUAGCUGCAGUUGUGCAAACUUCAGUUGUCAGUAGACGGUCCCUUACUUGAGUUGAGUAUCACAGCCUCAUUUCCAAUUAGCGUAAACCACAUUCUUUCAGAGAGAUAGUUAAAGGAUGAGCAAUUUUGUGCUAGAGGCUCAAGAUUUUGUUCUGGAUGGCAACGUCUUCAAUAGGAGGAUUAUCAACUUCUUUGAUACAUCAAGGAGCUAACUAGACUUUGCUUUUCUGCACUUUGAUUAUUCUAUAGAGACUUACUACAUGACAAUGGCUGCUACAUUUCAAUCAUCUACCAUUUUGAUCCCAAUGGCAGUAGAAUUAUAUGGGUUAUGAGUUUUGAUAUAAGAUUCGGUGAACAGAGCUUCUACUGAAGAUAUGGUGGAAAAAAAAAUUCUAGAUGUUUGUUUGUACUUUGAUAUUCACAUAGUGAAGUAUUCUCCUAAUUCUGUCUGUACACUAAAUCUGUUUCUUUGAACUUCUUUGAUUAUCUGUUUUCGUAUCUAAUGGUCAUGCCGUACCUCAUGUCUAAAACACUAUCUGUAAUGGUGCACUCUUUUGGGUGUUGAAGUUUAUAUAUCCAAUGAAAUAUGUUGCUUGCACUAGUCUUAAAUGUUCAACUCCGACGUGUCUAGGGAAGCUAACAUGUGUACUGAUUUCCUGGAGAAUAUGGAUCACAACCUCCCUUCUUUUGUCUGUCAUCAUCUGAAACGCUGGCCCUUUGGCCUGGGGAUGUUCUUGUGAAUAGACAACUCACAAUAUAACGAAACAAGUUGGUUCUCACCCCACUUCACAAAAGUAACAGUGAUUCAAUCAUCUUAUUUUAAGUGUAAAGAGGAUGCUUAUACAUAUUUGGUUCUUAGAAAAACUUCAUAAAAUUAAAGUUAAUUAUCUUAAUAAUAACUAUUCCAAUAUUUCUUUGCUAAAGAUCUUAUGUAUUUCAACCAAAUGUAAGCUUGGAACAAUUGAACUAUA
Messenger RNA from Rubroshorea leprosula, 3997 nucleotides. The record is from the annotation of a GenBank genome assembly. Lineage: Eukaryota; Viridiplantae; Streptophyta; Magnoliopsida; Malvales; Dipterocarpaceae.